AUGCCCCCACCCCGUCACUACGCACUCGACUCUACGCUCGUCUCGCUCAUCCCCACGUCGACUCGCCCCAGUCCAACAGCCCACCCUGACCGAUCGCUCGACUCCACACCGUACACCGCGCUCUUGGACUACAAAACCGCUGACCGCCAACUCGGACUGCUUGACAUCUACUCUGGCCCGGAGCCGCUCGAUUCCGAAAGCUAUGGCCACCCGACCCCCGUGCACACGCCGAUGCUGGAUCCCGCACACACGCCGACGCUGGACCUCGCGCACACGCCCACGUCAGACCCCGCACUCACACCCGCUCGACGCCGCAUCACUCUCGCCCGACUCGGCCCUCAUGUGUGCGCACGCGCACGGCGCCUGUGCCCUCCGCUCUCGUUUUCAUGCGGGACAGACGAGGUGCCAGUGCGCAAGAGCCAGGACGAGAAGUACUCCGAGCGGACGGACGAGCACUGGCCGAACUCGAACGCGGACGGCUAUUCCUACUACACGAUCUUCCAGGAUCGCCGCAGCGAGCGCAACCGCGAGAAGCGCCUCCCAGGCAAGCACCCCAGCACCUCCAAGUCGAACAGCAACGGAUCCUCGCCGCACGGGAACGACGGUGGCAGCGGCGGCCCCGAGAACGGGCGGUAGCAGGGCAGCGUGCCGUAGACAUCGCUGAUGUUCUCGCACUCGGAGCGGGUCACGCAGGAGCUGCAGCAGGUCAGCCGCGGCUCAACCCCGAAAACAAUGGCCCCCCGACCCCGCGCACACGCCGACACUCGACCUCGCACCCACACCCGCUGGCGUAGUCACCCGCUCGACGCCGCGCCAUUCUCACUCGAUUCCUCGCCACUCUCACUCGACUCGGCCCUCGUGCGCACGCGCAUGCUCGUGCUCGCACCCGCACCCACGCUGUCACAACCCCGAGCCCGACAAUGACUCUGCGCGUGGAGACACGCCCAACCCGGAGUACUCGUACCCGCGCUCGCUCGACUCGGCUACGCGCAGGCACGAUUGCAAGUUCGCAACCACCUGCCCAUUCGACUGCCACGGUCCCGCGCGGAAACACAGGUUAUGGAGGAAAAUACAUGGUACACAUAGUUAAUAGGUAUUGGUUACUGGUUACUUACUGGUACAUGUACAUGUGUGGGGCCCGAGCGCAGGUUCAUUGGCUAGAGGAUGUGAUCGUGUUUAGACGCUGGCGGUCUCGAACAUACAAUGCAAAAGUUACGAAAUUU
Messenger RNA from Trametes versicolor FP-101664 SS1, 1223 nucleotides. RefSeq lists its product as uncharacterized. Lineage: Eukaryota; Fungi; Basidiomycota; Agaricomycetes; Polyporales; Polyporaceae. The transcript has 3 exons. Bases 1 to 636 code for a protein of 211 amino acids. The record is from RefSeq and is a predicted model, not a curated record.